Gossypium arboreum is the source of this 2407-nucleotide messenger RNA. Its product is annotated as protein NRT1/ PTR FAMILY 8.3-like. Lineage: Eukaryota; Viridiplantae; Streptophyta; Magnoliopsida; Malvales; Malvaceae. Gene Ontology annotation, biological process: oligopeptide transport; transmembrane transport. Gene Ontology annotation, molecular function: transmembrane transporter activity. The transcript has 5 exons. The record is from RefSeq and is a predicted model, not a curated record. Bases 410 to 2164 code for a protein of 584 amino acids. Gene Ontology annotation, cellular component: plant-type vacuole membrane.
CUUAGGAUGAGGUCUAUUUGCUGCCUUAUAAUAGAUAGGGAAACGUGCCAGGAUUCCCCCUAACAUUCCAGUGCUCUAAUCAACUAAGCUAAAAGAUUCCAAAAGUUCUUUCUUUUUCUAUGUUUUUUCUUUUGUUCAAAGAUUCCAAUUUCCUAAUAGAUUUAUUACAAGAAGAUAAAGAUAAUGGUUGUUUUAUGUCUUUUUCUUUUUACCAAAAAAUAAAAUAAAAUUCCAAUUUCCAAAGGACGCUUGACAUUAAGUAUCAAACAAGGUAAAGUCGUAUAUGAUUUUAUAAGCCUAAUAAAUAAAUAAUACCCAGCGUUUUCAUCACCAAUUAUAAUAUUUCUUUGCCUUAUAAUAUGGGGAUUUUGAAUCUGUAGUCUUUGAUUGGUUCAAUUGCAAUACAAUCAUGGGAUCUGUCGAUGAAGAGAGAUCGCUGUUGGAAGCUGAACUUGAUCGGGCUGAAAACAGUGGGCUUUACACUGGGGAUGGCUCUGUUGACUUUAAUGGGAAUCCUGUUUUGAAGCAAAAUACUGGAAAUUGGAAAGCAUGCCCAUUCAUUUUGGGUAAUGAAUGUUGUGAGAGAUUGGCUUAUUAUGGGAUAGCAACUAAUCUCGUAAGUUACUUGACCAAGAAACUACAUGAAGGAAAUGCAUCAGCUGCAAGGAAUGUGACUACUUGGCAGGGAACUUGUUACGUUACACCUCUCAUUGGAGCUGUUUUAGCAGAUGCAUAUUGGGGAAGAUAUUGGACAAUUGCUGCUUUCUCCACUAUCUACUUCAUUGGAAUGUGUACAUUAACACUCUCGGCAUCAAUUCCUGCACUGAAACCUGCUGAAUGUGUGGGUUCUAUUUGUCCCUCAGCUACUCCAGCUCAGUAUGUUGUAUUUUUCUUUGGGCUUUAUCUGAUUGCAUUAGGGACGGGUGGAAUCAAACCAUGUGUUUCAUCUUUUGGGGCCGAUCAGUUUGAUGAUACUGAUCCCAAAGAAAGGGUGAAGAAAGGGUCCUUUUUCAAUUGGUUCUAUUUUUCCAUCAACAUUGGCGCUUUGAUCUCAAGCAGUCUUAUAGUGUGGAUUCAAGACAAUGCUGGAUGGGGUCUCGGAUUUGGCAUUCCAGCAUUAUUUAUGGGCCUUGCAAUUGGAAGUUUUUUCUCAGGUACAUCUCUUUAUAGAUUUCAAAGACCUGGAGGAAGCCCUAUUACAAGAAUGUGCCAGGUUUUGGUUGCAGCAUUUCAUAACCGGAACCUCAAGGUUCCUGAAGAUAGUAGUCUCCUAUAUGAAACUGGUGACAACCACUCUGCCAUAGAAGGAAGUCGGAAACUGGAGCACAGUGAAGAGUUGAAGUGCCUAGAUAAAGCUGCCAUAGUCACUGAUGCCGAAACCAAAAGUGGGGACUUCUCAAACCCUUGGAGGCUUUGCACUGUAACACAAGUGGAGGAAUUGAAAAUCUUGAUCCGCAUGUUUCCCAUAUGGGCUACUGGAAUUGUGUUCUCUGCUGUAUAUGCCCAAAUGUCAACUAUGUUUGUGGAACAAGGGAUGAUGAUGGACACAAAAAUCGGUUCUUUCACUAUUCCUCCUGCUUCUCUCUCGUCUUUUGAUGUUAUCAGUGUCAUUUUUUGGGUUCCCAUCUAUGAUAAGAUCAUUGUUCCAAUUGCAAGGAAGUUCACACGUAAAGAGCGUGGCUUCUCAGAGUUGCAACGUAUGGGAAUUGGUCUCUUUAUUUCAGUCCUAUGCAUGUCAGCCGCAGCUUUGGUGGAGAUCAAGAGAUUGCAGCUCGCAAAAGAGCUAGAUUUGGUUGAUAAACAAGUCGCCGUACCCAUUAAUAUUCUUUGGCAAAUACCUCAAUAUUUCUUGUUGGGUGCUGCAGAGGUUUGCACAUUUAUCGGACAGCUUGAGUUCUUCUAUGAUCAAUCCCCUGAUGCCAUGCGGAGUUUAUGUAGUGCGCUUUCACUUCUAACUACAUCUUUGGGCAACUACUUGAGUUCUUUUAUUUUGACCCUUGUAAUUUACUUCACAACAAAGGGUGGCCAGAUUGGUUGGAUACCGGACAACCUUAACGAGGGUCAUCUCGACUAUUUCUUCUGGCUCUUGGCCGGUCUCAGCUUCUUAAACAUGUUGAUAUAUACCCUAUGUGCUGCCAAGUACAAGCAAAAGAAGGCUUCUUGAAGUUCCUUCUUAAGCUAAGAUGUUAUUAAAGAUAAAAAAAAUACAUGCAUUUCAAUACUAGGACAUCCUUCCACUUUGAAAAACGAUUGUCUUGUAUCUUAUUGGAUUAAAUUCAGUUUCUAGUAGUAAAAGUAUUAUGGAGGCCAUUGUAUUAGGAGUUAGAUUGCAUUUUGCUCUCGAAAAACAGAAAAAUUAAUCUCUGUACGUUAGAUCAAAAAGCAAAUAGGUCUUUUUUGUUAAAAA